AAUAUAAGUGGAUUCUUGGGAAGGAUUUGUGGUCCUAUCCUUAAAACGCAAAGUGGCUAGUUGUGCCAUUUGCCAGCUCAGGAACCAUGAGGAAACACAGAGUGUCUUAUUCAUGGCAGAUCCUGAAGAAAGAACUGGGGCUGUACCAGCUCACCAUGGAUAUCAUUGUGAUGAUCCGAGUGUGUAAAAUGUUCCGCCAAGGACUCGGGGGAUUUCGGGAAUAUCAGAUCAUUGAGACUCCUCACAGAAAGCACCCUGUCUUUUCCUUCUGGGAUAAAAGGAAGCAAGGCCGAAUCACAUUUGAUACCAUGGACUUCGUUGCAGAGGAGCGUCACUUCCCUCCAAAAGCCAUUCAGAUCACACAGAAGCUGCCUUCCUGGAGGACAGAGCCUGAGAUCCAGGCCCUCUGUAACGUCCUGCAGGUUCUGAACAGCUACCGCAACUAUUCAGAGCCCCUCCAGCUGCUCCUGGCCAAAGUCAUGCGCUUUGAACGGUUUGGUCGCAGACGUGUGAUGAUCAAGAAGGGGCAGAGGGGCAGCAGCUUUUAUUUCAUCUACAUGGGCACAGUCGCGGUGACUGAGGACGAGGACGGCAGCAGCGCCUUCCUGGACCCCCACCCGUCGUUGUUGCACAAGGGCGACUGUUUUGGGGACUUAGGCCUUCUGAAUACUUCAGGCAGGAAGUCCACCGUGGUCUGUAUGGAAGAAACAGAGUUCCUGGUUGUCGACAGAAAAGAUUUCCUUGAUAAUAAGCUGGACCAGGAAUUCCAAAAGGAUGCUCAGCAUCAGUUUGAAUUUUUCAGGAAGAUGGAUCUGUUUCAGUCGUGGUCUAAUGAGAAGCUGUGGAAGCUCGUAACCCUGGGGAAGGUGGAGAAGUUCUCGUAUGGGCAGCUAAUCACAAAAGACUUCAUAGAGUCACCCUCCAUCAUGUUUGUCUGCAAGGGAAGCUGUGAAGUCCUGCGUCUGAUAGACCUUGGGACCUCGCCUUUCUACUACAAGUGGAUCUGGCAGCAUCUGAAGCUGAUAGAUGACACACCUCUGAAGACCCACCUCAAUGAACCUUCUCCUGUGGAGAGAUUUAAGGAAUUCCAGAUCAAAUCAUAUCCUGUACAGGACUUUAGUACUCUGAAACUUAAGCACCUCCAGAAAGCCUGGGAACAACAGGGGUCCAGCUUCAGUAGGACUAACACCUCAGGAAAUACUCUCCCAAAGACCUUGGGCCCGAAGAUCAAAUCUAGGCAACCACAUUCGCUUGAAUGUCCCAUGAUCAAUACCAAGUAUGGUGAUCUCCCUGAGGAGGCUGCAGUGGGUGCCUACAUCAAGAUCCACACUGUGGAGGAAGGAGAAACUGUGGGCCUUCACCAGAUCCUCCUUCCGAAGAACCAGUGUGACAUGCGGCCCCUGGUCCUUGUGAGCUUGGGAGCCGAGGUAAUACGGAUGAGGAAAGAAAAAUUUUGGGAACUGGUUGACAGCGAGGUAAAAGAGAAGUUGUACAGCUUCCAGAUCAAGUACCCCAGUGAUGAAGAUCUGUGCCAGAAGUUCCUCCAGGAGAACAGCUGGAAUAUCUUUCGGAAAGACCUCAUGCGGCUACUGGUGAAGCCUCGCCAGCAUCCACCAUUCAUCCCAAUCCGGCCCAAAAAGAAAAGGAUCUACAACCCCAAGGGUUUGAUGCUGGAUUUGUGUAGCCUUGACAAGGAGACUAAGCCUUGUUAUCCCAUUUUUAUGGCACCCCAGAAAUACCUCCCCCCAUUGAGGAUUGUCCAAGCCAUCACAGCCCCCCGGUACAAAGUCCAAGAACUCCUCCCUCAGUAUAAGAAUGCAGGAGUCCUUAUCUAGACCCAAUAAAAGAUGUUGGGUUAGC
This is a messenger RNA of Hyaena hyaena (striped hyena), 1860 nucleotides long. It is a transcript of the gene CNBD2, whose product is annotated as cyclic nucleotide binding domain containing 2. Gene Ontology annotation, biological process: spermatogenesis. Gene Ontology annotation, molecular function: cAMP binding. NCBI's taxonomy places the organism in Eukaryota, Metazoa, Chordata, Mammalia, Carnivora, Hyaenidae. The record is from RefSeq and is a predicted model, not a curated record. Bases 87 to 1835 code for a protein of 582 amino acids. The transcript is spliced from 12 exons.